Pseudomyrmex gracilis is the source of this 1415-nucleotide messenger RNA. Its product is annotated as discoidin domain-containing receptor 2-like. Bases 1 to 1395 code for a protein of 464 amino acids. The record is from RefSeq and is a predicted model, not a curated record. NCBI's taxonomy places the organism in Eukaryota, Metazoa, Arthropoda, Insecta, Hymenoptera, Formicidae. The transcript has 8 exons.
AUGGGUCCUACAUGUUAUCUGGAAAGCUCGAUCAAGCGAAUGGACCGUGAGGACCAGGUCAUCUGUGAACUUGUUCCGUUGCCGUACGGCGCAGUCACGCUACGACAGGACAAAGGCGGUGGCGCUUGGUGUCCCAAACACAUGGUAACUAAGGAAGGCAAGGAGUAUCUGGAAGUGGAUCUGCACACACCGCGUUUACUGACGUCCGCUCGUACGCAGGGCAGAUUCGGCAAUGGUCACGGGGUCGAGUACACCGAGGAGUACUUUGUUGAGUAUUGGCGGCCGGGGCUCAACAAGUGGGUGCGAUGGAGGAAUCGACGUGGCAUGGAGCUUCUGGUGGGCAAUAACAAUCCGUAUACGGAGAAGGAACAGAUCUUUGAUCCGGCUAUAAUUGCAACAAAGAUUCGUUUCAUCCCUUACACCUCCCACAUGCGCAUAGUGUGUAUGCGCAUCGAGCUUUACGGCUGUUCGUGGACGGAGGGUCUCGUCUCGUAUUCCAUGCCCCAAGGAAUCAAGAGAGGUUCCGAGGUUGACCUUUCCGACAGGACGUACGACGGCCGCGAGGAAGGAGGUUACCUCUCCGGGGGACUUGGUCAACUUGUCGACGGGCAAAAGGGUCCCGACAACUUCAGAUUGGACGUCAGCGGCAACGGAAAGGGAUACGAAUGGGUCGGAUGGCGGAACGACACACCCAAUAUGCUCGGACGUCCGGUGGAAAUAACUUUCGAGUUCGACUACUUGAGGAACUUCACUGCCAUACACCUACACAUGAGCAAUUACUUCACGAAGGACGUGCAGGUCUUCUCUUAUGCGAAGGUCUACCUCGGCACAGGCGGCAACCACUUCACCGGCGAGCCUGUUCAUUUCUCUUACAUACCCGAUCAAGUGCUCGAGCAGGCGCGCGAAGUCACUAUAAAGCUGCAUUCGCGCGCCGGCCGUUUUCUGAAGCUGCAGCUCUACUUCGCGGCGCGUUGGAUCAUGCUCAGCGAAGUGAUCUUCGAAUCAGUUAUCUCAGAAUGGAACAAUACCGAGGACGAAGAGGCGAAGAACAAGAGUGCCAUUGUAUCGGCGACCGGCAGCCCCUAUCAGAAUAACGAGGGUCCACUGCAGAGGGACGAGGUGAAGGCUACUUUUAAUAAGGAGGAAAGCAAAGAUAACACCUUUUCAGAUAAGAGCAAGGAACCAGAAGCGAGACAGUUCGUCGGAUUAGUAAUCGGCAUUCUGACGACCGUAAUCGUGAUGUUGCUCGCAGCCAUCACGUUUAUCUUCUACAGGAACCGUAGACUGAAAGCUGCCUUGGCGCCGUCGACUUUCUACGAUCAACAGGGUGAUCUCAAGGUCACUAUAAAGAUAGAAUUCUUACGUAAUUCUUCACGCUAUCAUAGUUUAAAUUAAAUUAUUUAUACAUGUAUAGA